AUGUGGCGUGCCCGCCGGUGUUGGCUGCAUCCCAGGGAGCGCGAGCGCUUGGCUGCCGUCGCAAGCGUGGAAGCGAUAGUUCAUCCUCUGCGCCGACGCACGCUCUGUCGCCUCAGCAAACUGUAUUUAAUUCUGCGGCGCCCGCUCAUACCGCGCGCGUUAAAUCGCCACCUCUCAACUCGGCUCGCCGAUGAAUAUUACGGCGUGCCUAAUAAAAUGGAUGCAUUGAUAAGUGCAUCUUUUCCCACACUUGCUGUGUCCUCUGGGUAUGAUUCCUCUGGGUCCGCAGCAAUACGCACGGUGCUUGGUUACGUCAUUAUGGGUUCCGUACCGACACUACAAAUGAUUAAUCGCGUAUGCUUCGGUUUAACAUCUAGUCCUUACCAUGCACUGCGCACGGUGAGACAGCUUAUCGAUGACGACGGCGCGAUGUAUCCACUAGCGAGUCGUAUCACAUCUACCUCACUAUACAUGGAUGAUGUCGCUUUCUCCUUGCCUAGUGAGUCCGAAGCCAGUGAAGCCUCUCAGCAGCUCAUUAACUUAUUCAAGGGUGCACAAUGGGAUCUUAUAAAAUGGAAUAGCAACUAUCAAUCCGUUUUAGAUAACCUCCCUGCUUCUCAUAAAAUUACAAAGGAAGUGGGGUUCGAUAAAUCAAUGCAGCAUAAGAUAUUAGGCUUGCAUUGGUCUACCGAUAGUGACGAAUUUUAUUUUAAAAUAUCUAUUCCCGAUGAUGUGACGUGCACUAAGCGCUCCAUCUUAUCUACUGUCGCCCGCUUGUGGGACAUAAUGGGUUUCGUUGCUCCCACAGUCGUAGUCCUCGAUAACUACUCUCUUGGUUACCCAAUAUCAGUGUACGCCUUCUUAGAUUCAAAGGUUGCUCUGUACUGGAUAAGAAGUUCGCCUCACAAGUGGCAAACAUUUGUUGCAAAUCGCGUGGUUCAAAUUACAGACAAUAUUCCCGCUGAUAGCUUCUACCAUGUCGCUGGCACCGAGAAUCCCGCUGACAUCCUCUCGCGUGGUUCGCCAAGUUACUGCCCCGCCGCAGCACUACUGCAG
Messenger RNA from Iphiclides podalirius (scarce swallowtail), 1056 nucleotides. NCBI's taxonomy places the organism in Eukaryota, Metazoa, Arthropoda, Insecta, Lepidoptera, Papilionidae. The record is from the annotation of a GenBank genome assembly.